Molecule: messenger RNA, 1545 nt
Organism: Pogoniulus pusillus (Red-fronted tinkerbird)
Lineage: Eukaryota; Metazoa; Chordata; Aves; Piciformes; Lybiidae
Product: membrane-spanning 4-domains subfamily A member 12-like
Exons: 6
Coding region: 93-722 (209 amino acids)
Cellular component (GO): membrane
Source: RefSeq, a predicted model, not a curated record
GCUCCUACUGUUGGCCCCGGAGGACACCGGAGCUGGCUCCGGGACCAGAGGUGUGUGUGUGGGGGGGUCCCAGUGACCCCCCCACUGCUCCCAUGCAGGGGAUGGGGAGCCUGCGGCUGGGCAGCCGAGCAGUGAUGUACACGGCUGAGACCCUGCCCAAGGGCAAGAACCGAGUGAUGGGGACCAUCCAGAUCAUGACUGGCUUCAUGCACAUUGGCUUUGGGAUUGUCCUGACCACGCUGACCAACGUCUACACCUCCGUCUUCGUCAUCGGAGAGAUCCCCUUCCUGGGCGGCGUCUCUUUCAUCAUCUCAGGCUGUCUCUCCAUCGGGGCGGAGAAGAGCCCCACGGAGUGUGCGGUGAAGGGCAGCCAGACCAUGAAUGUCAUCAGUGCCAUCUUCGCCCUGCUGGGCAUCGUAGCCUUCAUCGUGGACCUCAACCUGAACGGGCUCUACCGCUCCAGCUUCAACUACUACAGUUACCUCGUCCUGCUCGCAGGGAAUGGCAUCUCCAUCGUGCUGCUCAUCUUCACCAUCCUGGAGUUCUGCAUCGCCGUGGCCACUGCCAACUUCUGGUGCCGGGCAACUCGCCUCAGCUCCAACGAGGCCAUGCUGAUCGUCCCCAGUGCCACUCAAGCAGACCUGGCAGUGCCAAUGGCUGACCUGCCCCAGCCUCCCAGUUACACCGAGGUGAUCUACGACCCGAAAGAACAACCCAGUUAGAAGUGCAACUGGGCCCUGGUGGGCUCCCAGGAGUGGCCUCCCAACCCUGCCUGCAUGACAGACCUUCUCCCACUGCCACCAGUGCUUCCCUCCCACCCUGGCGGGCAGCAUGCCAACCCCCAGCCCCUGGCAGCACCCUGGCAGUGGGCGCUCCUCCAGCCGCGAGUGGGCACGGGAGGGGGGGAGGGGGCUGAAGGAGACCCCACAAACACCACCAUCCCCCACGAUGGGGUGGUGGGUGCUGGGUGAGCACCCCAACCCUUGUUGCCCUCAGCCCAGAAGCAGCAGCAGCUUUUGGGUUCCUUUGCAGUUGGCCACCCAAGCAGCCUAGCGAGGUGCUGGCCCCGAGGGUGCUGCUGUGGGCCCUGCACCCUGAAACUCUGCCCCCUCAAGCUGGCUCCUUGCACCCAGGGCUACAGCAUCCUCCUCCUCCCGCCGUGCUGCAGGCUGUGGGGCGUGCUGGUACCCCUCUCCUCCCUCCUAAAAGCCAGGGAGCACCCCCAAAUCGACCCCUUCCCUGCCCACCUGCCCCUGUGCCAGGUCUCAGCGUGGGGCUCUCUGCUUGCUGGAUGCUUUGGAGAAGGCUUUCUCGGUGGUGGGGUCGGAAUUUUGGGGCUUCACAGGGAGUUCCUGCCUGUAAAUCUCCAGCUGGCUGCUGGGGUUCACUCACGUUGGGGUUGAGGACCUCCUUGAGGUCUAGUGGCCACGGAGGAGGUAGCUUAGAGAGCCCCCUAAGGUGGAGCUGUGGAGGCUGCUGGACCAUCUACCUCGGCUCGGACCCCCUUGGCUUUAUUCUACCUGGGAAAUAAAUGCUCUGUCCAGG